AUGGACAUGGACGUGGACGUGGACGUGGACGUGGACGUGGACAUGGACGUGGACAUGGACGUGGACGUGGACGUGGACGUGGACGUGGUCGUGGACGUGGACGUGGACGUGGACAUGGACGUGGACGUGGACGUGGACGUCGACGUGGACAUGGACGUGGACGUGGACAUGGACGUGGACGUGGACAUGGACGUGGACGUGGACGUGGACAUGGUUGUGGACAUGGACCUGGACGUGGACGUGGACAUGGACGUGGACAUGGUCGUGGACGUGGACGUGGACGUGGACGUGGACGUGGACAUGGACGUGGACGUGGACGUGGACGUGGACGUGGACGUGGACAUGGUCGUGGACGUGGACGUGGAAGUGGACGUGGUCGUGGUCGUGGACAUGGACGUGGACGUGGACGUGGACGUGGACGUGGUCGUGGACGUGGACGUGGACGUGGACAUGGACGUGGACGUGGACGUGGACGUGGACAUGGACGUGGACAUGGACGUGGACGUGGACGUGGACAUGGACGUGGAUGUGGACGUGGACGUGGACGUGGACAUGGACAUGGACGUGGACAUGGACAUGGACGUGGACGUGGACGUGGACAUGGACGUGGACGUGGACGUGGACGUGGACGUGAACAUGGACGUGGACGUGGACAUGGACAUGGACGUGGACAUGGACAUGGACAUGGACGUGGACGUGGACAUGGACGUGGCCGUGGACGUGGACGUGGUCCUGGACGUGGACAUGGAUGUGGACAUGGACGUGGACGUGGACAUGGACGUGAAAGUAGACAUGGACAUGGACAUGGAAGUGGACGUGGACGUGGACGUGGACGUGGACAUGGACGUGGACGUGGACGUGGACGUGGACAUGGACGUGGACAUGGACGUGGACGUGGACGUGGACGUGGACGUGGACGUGGACGUCGACAUGGACGUGGACGUGGACAUAGACGUGGACGUGGACAUGGACGUGGACGUGGACGUGGACAUAGACGUGGACAUGGACAUGGACGUGGACGUGGACAUAGACGUGGACGUGGACGUGGACGUGGACGUGGACGUAGACGUGGACAUGGACAUGGACGUGGACGUGGUCGUGGACGUGGACGUGGACGUGGACGUGGACGUGGACGUGGACAUGGACGUGGACGUGGACAUGGACGUGGACGUAAACGUGGACAUGGACGUGGACAUGGACAUGGACGUGGACGUGGACGUGGACGUGGACGUGGACGUGGACAUGGACGUGGACAUGGACGUGGACGUGGACGUGGACGUGGACGUGAACGUGGUCGUUGACGUGGACGUGGACGUGGACAUGGACGUGGACGUGGACGUGGACGUCGACGUGGACAUGGACGUGGACGUGGACAUGGACGUGGACGUGGACAUGGACGUGGACGUGGACGUGGACGUGGACAUGGUUGUGGACAUGGACCUGGACGUGGACGUGGACAUGGACGUGGACAUGGUCGUGGACGUGGACGUGGACGUGGACGUGGACGUGGACAUGGACGUGGACGUGGACGUGGACGUGGACAUGGACGUGGACAUGGUCGUGGACGUGGACGUGGAAGUGGACGUGGUCGUGGUCGUGGACAUGGACGUGGACGUGGACGUGGACGUGGACGUGGUCGUGGACGUGGACGUGGACGUGGACAUGGACGUGGACGUGGACGUGGACGUGGACAUGGACGUGGACAUGGACGUGGACGUGGACGUGGACAUGGACGUGGACGUGGACGUGGACGUGGACGUGGACAUGGACAUGGACGUGGACAUGGACAUGGACGUGGACGUGGACGUGGACAUGGACGUGGACGUGGACGUGGACGUGGACGUGGACGUGAACAUGGACGUGGACGUGGACAUGGACAUGGACGUGGACAUGGACAUGGACGUGGACGUGGACGUGGACGUGGACAUGGACAUGGACAUGGACGUGGACGUGGUCGUGGACGUGGACGUGGACGUGGACGUGGACGUGGACGUCGACGUGGACAUGGACGUGGACGUGGACGUGGACGUGGAUGUGGACGUGGACAUGGACGUGGACGUGGACGUGGACGUGGACAUGGUCGUGGAAGUGGACCUGGACGUGGACGUGGACAUGGACGUGGACAUGGUCGUGGACGUGGACGUGGACGUGGACGUGGACGUGGAUGUGGACAUGGACGUGGACGUGGACGUGGACGUGGACGUGGACAUGGUUGUGGACGUGGACGUGGAAGUGGACGUGGUCGUGGUCGUGGACAUGGACGUGGACGUGGACGUGGACGUGGAUGUCGACGUGGUCGUGGACGUGGACGUGGACGUGGACGUAGACGUGGACGUGGACGUGGACGUGGACGUGGACAUGGACGUGGAAAUGGAAGUGGACGUGGACGUGGACGUGGACAUGGACGUGGACAUGGACAUGGACGUGGACGUGGUCGUGGACAUGGUCGUGGACGUGGACGUGGACGUCGACAUGGACGUGGACGUGGACGUGGACGUGGAUGUGGACAUGGACGUGGACGUGGACGUGGACGUGGACGUGGACAUGGACGUGGACGUGGACGUGGACGUGGACGUGGACGUGGACAUGGACGUGGACGUGGACGUGGACGUGGACAUGGACGUAGACGUGGACGUGGACGUGGACAUGGACGUGGACGUGGACCUGGACAUGGACGUGGACAUGGACGUGGACGUGGACGUGGACGUGGACGUGGACAUGGACGUGGACAUGGACGUGGACGUGGACGUGGACGUGGUCGUGGACGUGGACGUGGACGUGGACAUGGACGUGGACGUGGACAUGGAAGUGGACGUGGACGUGGACGUGGACAUGGACGUGGACGUGGACAUGGACAUGGACAUGGAAGUGGACGUGGACGUGGACGUGGACGAGGACAUGGACGUGGACGUGGACGUGGACAUGGACAUGGACAUGGACGUGGACGUGGACAUGGAAGUGGACGUGGACGUGGACGUGGACAUGGACGUGGACGUGGACAUGGACAUGGACAUGGAAGUGGACGUGGACGUGGACGUGGACGAGGACAUGGACGUGGACGUGGACAUGGACGUGGACAUGGACAUGGACGUGGACGUGGACGUGGAUGUGGACGUAGACAUGGACAUGGACGUGGACGUGGACAUGGUCGUGGACGUGGACGUGGACGUGGUCGUGGACGUGGACGUAGACGUGGACAUGGACGUGGACGUGGACGUGGACGUGGACGUGGACAUGGACGUGGACGUGGACGUGGACAUGGACGUGGACGUGGAUGUGGACGUGAACGUGGACGUGGACGUGGACCUGGACGUGGACAUGGAAGUGGACGUGGACGUGGACGUGGACAUGGACGUGGACGUGGACGUGGACGUGGACGUGGACGUGGACGUGGACAUGGACGUGGACAUGGACGUGGACGUGGACGUGGACGUGGACAUGGACGUAGACGUGGACGUGGACGUGGACAUGGACGUGGACGUGGACCUGGACAUGGACGUGGACAUGGACGUAGACGUGGACGUGGACGUGGACGUGGACGUGGACCUGGACAUGGACGUGGACAUGGACGUGGACGUGGACAUGGACAUGGACAUGGAAGUGGACGUGGACCUGGACGUGGACGAGGACAUGGACGUGGACGUGGACGUGGACGUGGACAUGGACGUGGACGUGGACGUGGACAUGGACGUGGACAUGGACAUGGACGUGGACGUGGACGUGGACGUGGACGUGGACAUGGACGUGGACGUGGACGUGGACAUGGACGUGGACGUGGACGUGGACGUGGUCGUGGACGUGGACGUAGACGUGGACAUGGACGUGGACGUGGACGUUGACGUGGACGUGGACAUGGACGUGGACGUGGAUGUGGACGUGAACGUGGACGUGGACGUGGACAUGGACGUGGACAUGGAAGUGGACGUGGACGUGGACGUGGACGUGGACAUGGACGUGGACGUGGACGUGGACGUGGACGUGGACAUGGACGUGGACGUGGACGUGGACAUGGACGUGGACAUAGACAUGGACGUGGACGUGGACGUGGACGUGGACAUGGACGUGGACGUGGACGUGGACGUGGACGUGGUCGUGGUCGUGGACGUGUACGUGGACGUGGACGUGGACGUGGACAUGGACGUGGACGUGGACAUGGACGUGGACGUGGACGUGGACAUGGACGUGGACGUGGACCUGGACAUGGUCGUGGACAUGGACCUGGACGUGGACGUGGACAUGGACGUGGACGUGGUCGUGGUCGUGGACGUGGACGUGGACGUGGACGUGGAAGUGGACGUGGACGUGGUCGUGGUCGUGGUCAUGGACAUGGACGUGGACGUGGACGUGGACGUGGACGUGCACGUCGACGUGGACGUGGUCGUGGACGUGGACGUGGACGUGGACGUAGACGUGGACGUGGACGUGGACGUGGACGUGGACAUGGACGUGGACAUGGAAGUGGACGUGGACGUGGACGUGGACAUGGACGUGGACAUGGACAUGGACGUGGACGUGGACGUGGACGUGGACAUGGUCGUGGACGUGGACGUGGACGUCGACAUGGACGUGGACGUGGACGUGGACGUGGAGGUGGACAUGGACGUGGACGUGGACGUGGACGUGGACGUGGACAUGGACGUGGACGUGGACGUGGACAUGGACGUGGACAUAGACAUGGACGUGGACGUGGACGUGGACGUGGACAUGGUCGUGGACGUGGACGUGGACGUCGACAUGGACGUGGACGUGGACGUGGACGUGGAGGUGGACAUGGACGUGGACGUGGACGUGGACGUGGACGUGGACAUGGACGUGGACGUGGACGUGGACGUGGACGUGGACGUGGACGUGGACAUGGACGUGGACGUGGACGUGGACGUGGACAUGGACGUAGACGUGGACGUGGACGUGGACAUGGACGUGGACGUGGACCUGGACAUGGACGUGGACAUGGACGUGGACGUGGACGUGGACGUGGACGUGGACGUGGACAUGGACGUGGACAUGGACGUGGACGUGGACGUGGACGUGGUCGUGGACGUGGACGUGGACAUGGACGUGGACGUGGACAUGGAAGUGGACGUGGACGUGGACGUGGACAUGGACGUGGACGUGGACAUGGACAUGGACAUGGAAGUGGACGUGGACGUGGACGUGGACGAGGACAUGGAUGUGGAUGUGGACGUGGACGUGGACAUGGACGUGGACGUGGACGUGGACAUGGACGUGGACAUGGACAUGGACGUGGACGUGGAUGUGGACGUGAACAUGGACAUGGACGUGGACGUGGACAUGGUCGUGGACGUGGACGUGGACGUGGUCGUGGACGUGGACGUAGACGUGGACAUGGACGUGGACGUGGACGUGGACGUGGACGUGGACAUGGACGUGGACGUGGACGUGGACGUGGACAUGGACGUGGACGUGGAUGUGGACGUGAACGUGGACGUGGACGUGGACAUGGACGUGGACAUGGAAGUGGACGUGGACGUGGACGUGGACAUGGACGUGGACGUGGACGUGGACGUGGACAUGGACGUGGACGUGGACGUGGACAUGGACGUGGACAUGGACAUGGACGUGGACGUGGACGUGGACGUGGACGUGGACGUGGACAUGGACGUGGACAUGGACGUGGACGUGGACGUGGACGUGGACGUGGACGUGGACAUGGACGUGGACAUGGACGUGGACGUGGACGUGGACGUGGACAUGGACGUAGACGUGGACGUGGACGUGGACAUGGACGUGGACGUGGACCUGGACAUGGACGUGGACAUGGACGUAGACGUGGACGUGGACGUGGACGUGGACGUGGACCUGGACAUGGACGUGGACAUGGACGUGGACGUGGACAUGGACAUGGACAUGGAAGUGGACGUGGACGUGGACGUGGACGAGGACAUGGACGUGGACGUGGACGUGGACGUGGACAUGGACGUGGACGUGGACGUGGACAUGGACGUGGACAUGGACAUGGACGUGGACGUGGACGUGGACGUGGACAUGGACGUGGACGUGGACGUGGACAUGGACGUGGACGUGGACGUGGACGUGGUCGUGGACGUGGACGUAGACGUGGACAUGGACGUGGACGUGGACGUUGACGUGGACGUGGACAUGGACGUGGACGUGGAUGUGGACGUGAACGUGGACGUGGACGUGGACAUGGACGUGGACAUGGAAAUGGACGUGGACGUGGACGUGGACAUGGACGUGGACGUGGACGUGGACGUGGACAUGGACGUGGACGUGGACGUGGACAUGGACGUGGACAUGGACGUGGACGUGGACGUGGACGUGGACGUGAACAUGGACGUGGACGUGGACGUGGACGUGGACGUGGACGUGGUCGUGGACGUGGACGUGGACGUGGACGUCGACGUGGACGUGGACGUGGACGUCGAUGUGGACGUGGACGUGGACGUGGACAUGGACGUGGACGUGGACAUGGACGUGGACGUGGACGUGGACAUGGACGUGGACGUGGACCUGGACAUGGUCGUGGACAUGGACCUGGACGUGGACGUGGACAUGGACGUGGACGUGGUCGUGGUCGUGGACGUGGACGUGGACGUGGACGUGGACGUGGAUGUGGACAUGGACGUGGACGUGGACGUGGAAGUGGACGUGGACGUGGUCGUGGUCGUGGUCAUGGACAUGGACGUGGACGUGGACGUGGACGUGCACGUCGACGUGGACGUGGUCGUGGACGUGGACGUGGACGUGGACGUAGACCUGGACGUGGACGUGGACGUGGACAUGGACGUGGACAUGGAAGUGGACGUGGACGUGGACGUGGACGUGGACAUAGACGUGGACGUGGUCGUGGACGUGGACGUGGACGUGGACGUGGACGUGGACGUGGAUGUGGACGUGGACAUGGACGUGGACAUGGACGUGGACGUGGACGUGGACAUGGACGUGGACAUGGACGUGGACGUGGACGUGGACAUGGACGUGGACGUGGACGUGGACGUGGACGUGGACCUGGACGUGGACAUGGACGUGGACGUGGACGUGGACGUGGACAUGGACGUGGACGUGGACGUGGACGUGGACGUGAACAUGGACGUGGACGUGGACGUGGACAUGGACGUGGACAUGGACAUGGACGUGGACGUGGACGUGGACGUGGACGUGGACAUGGACGUGGACAUGGACGUGGACGUGGUCGUGGACGUGGACGUGGUCGUGGACGUGGACGUGGACGUGGACGUCGACGUCGACGUGGACAUGGACGUAGACGUGGACGUGGACGUGGACGUGGACGUGGAAAUAGACGUGGACGUGGACAUGGACGUGGACGUGGACAUGGUCGUGGACGUGGACCUGGACGUGGACGUGGACAUGGACGUGGACAUGUUCGUAGACGUGGACGUGGACAUGGACGUGGACGUGGACGUGGACGUGGACAUGGUCGUGGACGUGGACGUGGAAGUGGACGUGGUCGUGGUCGUGGUCGUGGACAUGGACGUGGACGUGGACGUGGACGUGGACGUGGACGUCGACGUGGACGUGGUCGUGGACGUGGACGUCGACGUGGACGUGGACGUGGACGUAGACGUGGACGUGGACGUGGACAUGGACGUGGACGUGGACGUGGACGUGGAUGUGGACGUGGACGUGGACAUGGACGUGGACGUGGACAUGGACGUGGACGUGGACGUGGACGUGGACGUGGACGUGGACGUGGACAUAGACGUGGACGUGGACGUGGACGUGGACGUGGACGUGGACGUGGACGUGGACGUGGACCUGGACGUGGACGUGGACGUGGACGUGGACGUGGACGUGGACAUGGACGUGGACCUGGACCUGGACGUGGACGUGGACGUGGACGUGGACGUGGACCUGGACAUGGACGUGGACCUGGACGUGGACGUGGACGUGGACGUGGUCGUGGACGUGGACGUGGUCAUGGAAGUGGACGUGGACGUGGACGUGGACGUGGACAUGGACGUGGACGUGGACAUGGACAUGAACAUGGACAUGGACAUUGAAGUGGACGUGGACGUGGACAUGGACGUGGACGUGGACGUGGACGUGGACAUGGACGUGGACGUGGACGUGGACAUGGACGUGGACAUGGACAUGGACGUGGACGUGGACGUGGACGUGGACGUGGACGUGGACAUGGACGUGGACGUGGACGUGGACGUGGUCGUGGACGUGGACGUGGACGUGGACAUGGACGUGGACGUCGACGUGGACGUGGACGUCGACGUGGACAUGGACGUGGACGUGGAUGUGGACGUGGACGUGGACAUGGAGGUGGACGUGGACAUGGACGUGGACGUGGACGUGGACAUGGUCAUGGACGUGGACCUGGACGUGGACGUGGACAUGGACGUGGACAUGGUCGUGGACGUGGACGUGGACGUGGACGUGGAUGUGGACAUGGACAUGGACGUGGACGUGGACGUGGACGUGGACAUGGUCGUGGACGUGGACGUGGAAGUGGACGUGGUCGUGGUCAUGGUCGUGGACAAGGACGUGGACGUAGACGUGGACGUGGACGUCGACGUGGACGUGGUCGUGGACGUGGACGUGGACGUGGACGUGGACAUGGACGUGGACGUGGACGUGGACGUGGACAUGGACGUGGACAUGGAAGUGGACGUGGACGUGGACGUGGACAUGGACGUGGACAUGGACGUGGACGUGGACGUGGACGUGGUCGUGGACAUGGACGUGGACAUGGACGUGGACGUGGACAUAGACGUGGACGUGGACGUGGACGUGGACGUAGACGUGGACGUGGACAUGGACGUGGACGUGGUCUUGGACGUGGACGUGGACGUGGACGUGGAUGUGGACGUGGACGUGGUCGUGGACGUGGACGUGGAUGUGGACGUGGACGUGGUCGUGGACAUGGUCGUGGAUGUGGACGUGGAGGUGGACGUGGACGUGGACAUGGACGUGGACGUAGAUGUGGACGUGGACGUGGACAUGGACGUGGACGUCGACAUGGACGUGGACGUGGACAGGGACGUGGACGUGGACGUGGACAUGGAGGUGGACGUGGACAUGGACGUGGACGUGGACGUGGACAUGGACGUGGACGUGGACAUGGACGUGGACGUGGACGUGGACUUGGACGUGGACAUGGACGUGGACAUGGACUUGGACGUGGACGUGGACGUGGACGUGGACAUGGACGUGGACAUGGACGUGGACGUGGACGUGAACAUGGACGUGGACGUCGACGUGGACAUGGACGUGGACGUGAACGUGGACGUGGACAUGGUCGUGGACAUGGACGUGGAAGUGGACGUGGACGUGGACAUGGUCGUGGAUGUGGACGUGGAGGUGGACGUGGACGUGGACAUGGACGUGGACGUGGACAUGGACGUGGACGUGGACAGGGACGUGGACGUGGACGUCGACAUGGACGUGGACGUGGACAUGGACGUGGACGUGGACGUGGACAUGGACGUGGACAUGGACAUGGACGUGGACGUGGACGUGGACGUGGUCGUGGACGUGGACGUGGACAUGGACGUGGACGUGGACGUGGACGUGGACGUGGACGUAGACAUGGACGUGGACGUGGACGUGGACGUGGACGUGGACAUGGACGUGGACGUGGACGUGGACGUGGACGUGGACAUGGACGUGGACAUGGAAGUGGACGUGGACGUGGACGUGGACAUGGACGUGGACGUGGACGUGGACGUGGACAUGGACGUGGACGUGGACAUGGACGUGGACGUGGACGUGGACAUGGACAUGGACGUGGACGUGGACGUGGACGUGGACGUGGACUUGGACGUGGACAUGGACGUGGACAUGGACUUGGACGUGGACGUGGACGUGGACGUGGACAUGGACGUGGACAUGGACGUGGACGUGGACGUGAACAUGGACGUGGACGUCGACGUGGACAUGGACGUGGACGUGAACGUGGACGUGGACAUGGUCGUGGACGUGGACUUGGACAUGGACGUGGACGUGGACAUGGACGUGGACGUGGACAGGGACGUGGACGUGGACGUCGACAUGGACGUGGACGUGGACAUGGACGUGGACGUGGACGUGGACAUGGACGUGGACAUGGACAUGGACGUGGACGUGGACGUGGUCGUGGACGUGGACGUGGACAUGGACGUGGACGUGGACGUGGACGUGGACGUAGACAUGGACGUGGACGUGGACGUGGACGUGGACGUGGACAUGGACGUGGACGUGGACGUGGACGUGGACGUGGACAUGGACGUGGACAUGGAAGUGGACGUGGACGUGGACGUGGACAUGGACGUGGACGUGGACGUGGACGUGGACGUGGACAUGGACGUGGACGUGGACGUGGACAUGGACGUGGACAUGGACAUGGACGUGGACGUGGACGUGGACAUGGAUGUGGACAUGGACGUGGACGUGGACGUGGACGUGGACGUGGACGUGGUCGUGGACGUGGACGUGGACGUGGACAUGGAUGGGACGUGGACAUGGACGUGGACGUGGACGUGGACGUGGACAUGGUCGUGGACGUGGACCUAG
Closterium sp. NIES-65 is the source of this 10503-nucleotide messenger RNA. Lineage: Eukaryota; Viridiplantae; Streptophyta; Zygnematophyceae; Desmidiales; Closteriaceae. The record is from the annotation of a GenBank genome assembly.